CGACCGUCCCCAUCUUCGCCCUCAGGGCCCCCUCACGCUAGGGGCUGUCAGUCAAGCGGAUGCGUGAGGAUUGACCAGGGUCGCAGGAGGAAAUGAACGUUGUACACACAGGCAUGCAGGUAUGCUAUGGAUGUAUGGAUUUUCGAGGCAUGUAUGGUCUGUACGGAUGUGCGUGUGCACAUAUACAUACACAUACAUGUGCAUACAUACAUACAUACAUACAUACAUGCCUGCCUGUCUACACACCUACAUGCGUACGGACCAGAUGCCAUCCACUCUGUCCAUCGCCCGGUCCCGACGAGAAAGCUGAACCGAUACCCUCUCCGUCUAACCCAUCCAUCCGCCUCCAUCCGGCCUCUUCCACUCCAUCGACGUGCCCCUCCGUCUUUCUCUCUAUCCCUAUCUCUCUCUCUCUUGGAUCAGCAGGGGCCACGCCUACCACACACGGUCCAGCCCACGCGUGCGGCGUGGGAUGCUCGGCAAAUACCCGGAUUGCCCACCUCGCACGAAAGGGACGAAAUCACACCUUGGGGAUGACUCGCCUUCUUGCGCCUCCACGCUCCCCCCCCCUCCCCUUGUUUUUUUUUUUUUUUUUAGCCGUCGCCGAUAGACCAACCAUGAAGCCACCAUUUCUCAGAUACCUGAAGGGUGCGUAUUUCGAUCCUCUACGCGCAGAAGCUUCGAUGGGGGCUUGGCUUCAGCGUCACUUCGCUCGCGUCGACCGUUGAGGAGAAUUCUGUGUCGAUCUAAAUGAUCGCCCCCCCAUGCUGGAUCUAACCGGCGGGUUUUGCACCCUCGGGUAUCGACCUUAACAACUACACCUACAUAGCUUAUUCAGACUACCCGUAGGCGCUGCCCAUGGUUCCUAGGCACGGAUCCCCCACUACUGUCACGUUAGAGGCGCGUCCUCGCACGCCCCUUGUCCGCUGCCUGUCCCCAUUGGCCAGGCUGGUCAAGUCUUCGCGAGAGGGACCGCCAAGGUGAGUGGAAUUACCUGCCAGGCAAGAAACCUGUUUAUGCUCGCGGGCAUCUAUUCGGAAAGAAAUUAGUAUCUCGAGCGUUUCAUCGAGUCGAGCCUCGACUUG
Messenger RNA from Durotheca rogersii, 1085 nucleotides. RefSeq lists its product as uncharacterized. The transcript has a single exon. Lineage: Eukaryota; Fungi; Ascomycota; Sordariomycetes; Xylariales; Xylariaceae. The record is from RefSeq and is a predicted model, not a curated record. The coding region runs from base 93 to 728 and encodes 211 amino acids.